Molecule: messenger RNA, 642 nt
Organism: Acaulospora colombiana
Lineage: Eukaryota; Fungi; Glomeromycota; Glomeromycetes; Diversisporales; Acaulosporaceae
Source: the annotation of a GenBank genome assembly
AUGGCCUUGCUCGAAAGCGUCUGCCCCGAGCUGAAUCUUGUCGCACGCGGCAAAGUUCGUGACUUGUACCGCGUCGACGACGACUCGUUGCUUUUUGUCGCGACGGACCGUAUAAGUGCUUUUGACGUUAUCAUGAAGAACAUGCCCGCAAUAGUACAAAAAUACAAGGAUCAACUUGAGCAUCGAUGCCUACUGGUAAAAAAUUUGAAAGUUUUUCCAGUUGAGGCCAUUGUACGAGGUUACAUCACCGGCUCCGCAUGGUCUGAAUACAAAAGGAAGGGUAGCGUGUGUGACAUUCCUCUUCCCGAAGGGCUGUUAGAGUCUCAAAGUUUUGACAAGGUCAUGUACACACCAAGCACAAAGGCCGAAAUCGGUCAACAUGAUGAAAACAUCCAUCCUAGUAAAGUGCCUGAAAUUGUUGGGGAAAAGUGUGCCCAGGACAUUGCUGAACUUUCGGUCAAACUAUAUUCUAAGGCGAGGGAUUAUGCAAUAGAAAAGGGAAUUAUCAUUGCCGACACUAAAUUCGAAUUCGGUGUUGACUCUGGCGGAAGGUUACAUCUUGUCGAUGAAGUCCUGACCCCUGAUUCUUCACGGUUUUGGCUCUCCGAUAAUCACGAAGUUGGUAAGAGUCAGGAAAGGUAA